Plasmodium vivax (malaria parasite P. vivax) is the source of this 3923-nucleotide messenger RNA. Its product is annotated as exonuclease, putative. Gene Ontology annotation, molecular function: nucleic acid binding; exonuclease activity. The record is from RefSeq and is a predicted model, not a curated record. The coding region runs from base 752 to 3397 and encodes 881 amino acids. Gene Ontology annotation, cellular component: nucleus. The transcript is spliced from 3 exons. Lineage: Eukaryota; Apicomplexa; Aconoidasida; Haemosporida; Plasmodiidae.
AAGAGGCUGCUGACUGUGGGCGAACGUUACAUGGAUUUUGCACUCCCCGCAAGGAUGCAAGUCCGUUUCCCUUCCAACAACUGACUUGCAGUGUAUCACCACACGGUAAAAGCUUCCUUGCCGAUGCAGUGGAAACAAAGGAGUGAAAAAAUUGUACUUUUGGAGGCACAAAGGAGAUGUAAUUUUGCGAAGGGGUUCCAUAACGAGCCUGCCUCUUCGCGUUGGCGGUGGACACAGCUUGAGUGAAGCUUGGUCCGAGCUCUUCCACGGCUUCGGCACGGUGGGAGGCAGCGUAACCGCAGUGGGUGGCACUUAACCGCAGUGGGUGGCAGCUUAACCGCAGUGGGUGGCAGCUUAACCGCAAGUUGACGCAGCUUCAUCGCAAGUUGACGCUGCCUCACCGCAAGUUGACGCCGCUUCCCCGCAGCGCUACCCCCCCUGCAACGUCAUCCCCAUUUGACGCAAAUGCGGGGGAGAACCCGUCGGCCGCAUCACACCAGGAGAGUCCACCCUCGCCAGUCGCACUAACGCGCCCGCAACUGCAGUCAAUUGUACACAUGUAGAAGCGCGUAAACAGGUCAGUGCGUUUACCCCCCGUUCCGCCACACAACCUCGCACCAGGUGCACUCGUAAAUUUUUGCUCCUACGGGGGAAGCACCUAACUGGGGAGGAAGCGGGGACACCCUCACAAAAAUAAGAAUAGCAUCAUCAGCAAGAGUGAAAAGGCACGCUCCUACCUCCAAUAAAAAAGAUGAGGCAGAAACGAAGGAACCAAGCGAAGGCUCCCCUGAACGGAGGCAGCGCUGGAGGUGACCAUAAGACGCAGAACGUGAAGAGGAAGAAAACGGAGAAGGGGGAAGAGAAAGUGGUGGAGAAAGGGGCGACUGCAGAGGCCACUAAAGUGGCUGAAAAAGUGACGGCAAAAAAGACGCGGGGGCCAAACGACCCGCACAGAAAACUGGACAUCCUCUUUUAUGGGAACAAAAAUAUAUACCUAAGAGAUAUACACAAUUUUAUAAUAAACCUGCGGGUCGAAAAGAGCGUUCACAAAAAUGACCUCUUCAUCGUGAAAAACAGCGACUGCGUAAAUAAUUUAAUCGUGGUGAUCGUCCCCAAUCUGUCCAGCUGGUUCAUAAGGGACAUUUCUGCCAGUGGGGUUUUUUCCAAGCUGCAGAAGAAUAACAACUUUCGCAAAAUACACACAGAAAAUUGCUUCAAAAAUAAUUAUAGCAAUUUGAUGCUAAAAGCGCUAAGUGUCUCUGUGAUGAAAAAUAAAGGGACAAAUUGUAACUCCCCCCGGGGGGGGACCUUCUGCAUCGAAAACUUUCUACUUAGCAGUGAGCAGAUGCUGCUGAACAGGUACCCAAAGAAGGACUCCGAAGAGUACCUCAGUUUUGAAAGCGUUGAGUAUGUGAAGACCCACAAAGGAAUAACAGACAUGCGCUCCUAUUUGAACACCACCAUGAACACCACUACGAGUGUCAGUCGGGAUGGCACCCCAAAUGGAUUAAGCCAUCCUGACGAGACGACCGUGCCGGUCAAAGAACCGGCUGCCCCCUCCCCACAGGGGAGUCACCCAAAUGGGGAAAGCGCCCACUUGGAAGAAGCCACAGAAGAGACCGUUAAAGAGACCGUUAAAGAGACCGUUAAAGACGCCGCUGAGGAGGCGAAAAACAUCUUCACCGAGGAACACAUAACGAUGUAUGCGCAGGUGCUGGAGAAGCUGCUUAAGGUCUCCGAACAGGCGUCGCAGCAGAAGGGGCAAAGUACCCCAGCAGGGGAUCCAAAGGGAGAGGAAAAAACGGAGUCGCUAAACGAGUCAGAUGGGGGAGAAGACCAGAGGGAUGAAAUGCUAAACGGGGGAGAGAACGGAAAUGCAGAUGGGGCCGCCAACUUGCCUCUGCAAAAUGGGGAGGUGAAUGGAAGGAUCAGCACUCCCAGUGAGGGAGGCUGUCCGAGUGGAAGCACCAGGGAAGGGGGAGAUAACGCUAGCGGUUCCACCCCCAGCGGCUCCAACCAUAGCGGCUCCACCCCUAAUCGCCAGCCGGCCGUCCAGUUCGACCUAGACAACAUCUACAGCAUCGACUGCGAGAUGUGCGAAACGAUAAAUAAAAAAAAAGAGCUCACCAAAAUUACGGUAGUGGAUGCGUAUAUGAACAUAGUGUACGAUUCGUACGUCGUGCCGGACAAUCAAAUUACAAACUACUUAACCCCCUACUCGGGCAUAAGUGAAAGUACCCUGCGAGAUGUGAAUACCAAAUUGAAAGAUGUGCAGGAGCAUUUGAAAAAGAUUUUUAAUAACAAAUCCAUUUUAAUUGGGCACUCCCUAGAGAACGACUUGCACGCGCUGAGGAUUCACCACGACCACGUCGUGGACACGUCCGUGGUUUACUCCAACUCGCCCUACUACUUUUUGAAGCCCUCUUUGUUUAACCUGUGCCAGCGCCACCUGGGCAUCACCAUGAAGCGGGAGAAGGGGCACAACUCGAUCGACGACGCGAAGAUCAGCAUGUUCCUCGCGCUGAAGAAGAUGAGCGAGUUCGACACGGCCGAGCCCCUCUACCAGUACCAGCCGCUGCCCGCCUUCCUCAACCCGGACAGCUUCGCCAACGUGAAGGGAAACAUCAUAUACCACGAAGACGUGAGCCAUAAAUUUGAAAAAAACAUGUGCAUAUAUGACUCGAAGAGCGAAUACAUAGAGGAAAAGCUGCCCAAACAUUUCCUAAAAAACUGCUUCCACUGUCCAUGCGAAAAUGAUGACGAGUGUGUAGAAAAUCUAAUCAUGAAUAUCAAAAAUAAAAAUAAAAUAAAAAAUUAUCUACUCAUAUUGAGGGAGUAUGAAAAUCUAUGCAACCAGAAAAUAUACAAUUGUGUGAAAAACGCAAAGGAGGAAAAUUUCCAAGUCGAUGGAAAUGGAGAGCUAUUUCAAGUCCCUACCAGAGUGGAAGCAAGUGGCAUUGUAAAAAAAUUAAGUCAAAAAAUUGAAAACAUUUACGAAAAUUUGGGCGCAAAUGAUGUCCUCAUUCUGCUCUCCUUCAACAGUAAUCACCUAGCGGAGGAAAAAAUUAAAGAAACGCUGUUCCUGGCAAAAGAUAUUUUUCACGCAAAUGUAGAUACAAAUGAUAAGUUGAGCAACCUUACUGCGAAAAUUAACUCCAUGGAGAAAAUCAUCGCCAAAAAACAGAGCGAGAAUGAUUUUGCGAAUUUGCACUUCCUACAGUUUAGGCACCUCCUCUGCUCGUACGAACGGCACAUUCUUGCCUACCUCAAUGAGCAGAAGAACACCGACCGGAGCAUCUUCAUUUUGAAUUCGCUCACAAAUUUGAAGAACACCGUGUGUGGCAACAGCCGGAAGAAGACCUUCAACGGGUGGUUCUCCAUUCUGCUCAAGGGGUGACUUGCGGCGGAUAUCCAUUCUGCGUAAGGGGUGCCCUUGGGUAGUUUUCCAUUCUGCUUAAGGGGUGCUCUUGGGCGGUUCCCCACCCCCCUCCUCAUUGUGCCAUCUCCUCGUUGGACGCCCCUAUUUGUUUGUUUUAUUAAUCCCCCUCGUUUGCUUCCCCUUCCCUCCACUUGUUUGUUUCGCGCAUUUUGCGCCGUCCAUUUUGUGUUAUCCAUUUUGCGUCAUCCAUUUUGCGUCCAUUUUUGCUGCUCUCCCCCCCGCGCGACAGCAGCACAGCUCAACUUCGACCAGCCGCGAAAAAGCGAAGUGGUGAAAAAACGCAGUGGCGACAUUGUAGCACCGCGCAAGGUGAACCCUAAUAGAAGCACGAAUAACGCGCAGGUCAUGUGUCCGUCCGCUUGCUGGCGUGCGCCCCCCACGUGGGGUCUCACCAGGACAUCCACGGAUAAUCAUCAGGCCAUCCGCUUAUAACCGUACGGUCUUUAGCUCUUCUGUUGUUCCCUUUUUUCCACCCCGUUCGCCU